CCGGUGACAGCUCGUUCAGUGGUGUAACCGUAGACGCCACGGUCCGCUCCUCCCACCAGGCCAGCCGUUUUCAGACACACCGGUAACCCCACGGCCCUGCUCCUCCGGUAGUACACAUUUAUUCAGGUAGUAUGGAAGCGCACUGACUGUCCUACUAGUUCGGAAUGAGAAAUGAUGGCCGGCUCUGCAGCAGAGGAGAAAACCUUCCGACGGUUCCUGGAGCUCUUUAUUCGGGAGAUGAGGAUGCCGCUGCAGGAGAGCGACCCGGUGCCGAUGCGCCCCUUGUCGGACCUGGUGACUGAGGACGAAGUGGAAGGGGAGUGCCUCGACCUCUGUCUCCAACACCUCUACAAAUACAACUGUCCUUGCUCGCUGGCUGCCGCCCUGGCCAGAGCCACAGCAGACAGCCUCCUUCAGACCGACCUCUCCAUCCACUACCUCAACAAGACUGUAGAAGAUGGAGCUGACCUGUUACCACAGAUGGAGUCUGUCAAGCUGUCCCGGCUGGUGUUUAAUAGGCUGUUCGAGAUGUGCUGCCUCUGGCUGAAGGAGCUGCCCUUCCACCGACGUCCACAGCCGUACUACGAAACAUCCAUUCACGCCAUCAAGAACAUGAGGCGCAAGAUGGAGGACAAGCACGUCAUCAUCCCUGACUUCAACACUCUCUUCAACAUUCAGGAUCAGGAGGAACAGGCUUUCUUUGCUGUGUUUGAUGGCCAUGGUGGUGUGGAUGCUGCCAUUUAUGCUGCGAACCACCUCCACGUCAACUUAGUUCAUCAGGAAUCUUUCAACCAGGACCCCAGUGAGGCACUCUGCAGAGCCUUCAAGGUCACAGAUGAACGCUUUGUGAAGAAGGCCUCACGAGAGAACCUACGCUGUGGCACAACAGGCGUGGUGACAUUCUUGCGGGGCCGGACGUUGUACGUGGCCUGGCUGGGAGAUUCUCAAGUUAUCCUGGUCAGGAGAGGACAGGUGGUGGAACUGAUGAAGCCACAUAAACCAGACAGAGAGGAUGAGAAGCAGAGGAUUGAGGCUCUGGGCGGAUGUGUGAUCUGGUUCGGCACAUGGAGGGUCAACGGCAGCCUGUCGGUAUCCAGAGCAAUAGGCGACUCGGAGCACAAGCCCUACAUCUGUGGGGAUGCGGACCAUAGUAUCUUCCCAUUAGAUGGCUCAGAAGACUACCUGAUUCUGGCUUGUGAUGGCUUCUGGGACACUGUGAGUCCAGAGGAGGCGGUGCGGGUUGUCAGCGACCAUCUCCAGGAGAACUCUGGAGACACCACCAUGGUAGCCCACAAGCUGGUGGCCUCGGCUCGUGACGCCGGUUCUAGUGAUAAUAUAACUGUCAUCGUGGUCUUCUUGCGGGACCCUCGUUCUCCACCCCCCACCAGCACUGAGGAUGAGGAGGAGGCUGUGGUGGAGGGACAGGUGGCGGAGGAAGAGGUUGCAGAGGUAGACGAAGAAGAGCAGGAAGAGGAGGAGGAGGAGGAAGAUGAAGCAAUGAGGGUAGAGCGUGAUGGCGGUGAGGGAGGCAGCACUGCGGACAUUGGGGGGAAGAGCCGUGGAGGCUGGCCUCUGCAGCAAUGCUCAGCCCCCGCUGACCUUGGCUACGAAGACCGAACUGACUCAUUCACGGACAGAACUAGUCUCAGCUUGUUAGGGCCGUCUCUGGAAGGCCGCAUCUCUCUGACCAGGGGCUCAGGGAAACCCUGUUUCAACUUUAUCCCCGACCUCUUCACGGCUUCCCACAUCUACCGAGAAGAACGCCCACUGAGACGCAGUUCCUGUUUCCCUUUUCAGGAGCCCAGGAUCUCUAGCUUCACGGACCCACUGUGGCCUCAGACAGCCAUGCUGUUAGGCCAAGCUGUGAGGCGAAGCCACAGGCGUGGUUAUACUAAUCCCCGAUGGAGCCGACGGUGGCCAAGCAGAUCCAGGGAGCUGCUAGGCCUGAUACCCUCUGGGCACACUCAGCGCUUCUCUAACUGGAGGCCUGGAGUGGCAGUGCCUCACCUGCCCUGUGAUGCCACCAUCUGAAGAGGCGACCUAAACCAAACCAUCUCUGUCAUUACUUCACUCCUCCCCUUACCCCUCAGCCCUCCCACCUUUGCCUUUAACAACAUGUCUUUCUUUGAUAGUAGGUAGUUGUGGCUCCUGCAGUUGUAAUGUGAUUAUUGAAUCUUUGUCAGAGGACUUGUAUUCUCUGUCCUAUGUUGAAAUAUUUCCAAAUGUAACCUGGCCCACUAAACACAAGCCCUGCUUGCUCUAGCUGUAGGUAAAGCCAAACUGCAUUCUUUCCAUUGUGACCACUAAUCAGUCAAUUUGAAGCCAGAGCUGGAAUACUGGCUGGUAGGAUGAUUUCAGACUGGGUGUGAAAUAAUUCUUAGAGGCAAUGUAGCAAACCGUUUCUGGACCACAAAUAAGAGUUUAUUGCAGGCAGUGCAAAUAAUAUUUUAGAUGUUUCUCUACAGGAUAAAGGAAAGAAAUUGAGUUCCAGAUACAUUUAAAAUCUUCUGAGAUGUUAUUAGCUGAUAGGUUUUUAUCUCUAUUGGAAAUGAAGUCUCUUGAGUGAUAAAACUUCACUUUCUUUCAGUCUGAAGAUGUGUUUAACAGUUUAUUUAUGUGCCUGGUCACUCUACACUCUGUACACAAAAGUUAUUUAUUUUGGACAGACAGAAAAAGUGUAAUAGGGCAACUUUUGAUGCCCAAAAAAAAAAAAAAAAAAAAAAAAAAGAGAGAAAGAAAGUACAAUACUGGCCAAUAGUACAGACAGCUGAAUGCUACCUUUGCAUGCUUGUUGCUUGGCAGGGAUUUUCUCCCUAUCAGACACAACAGCUAAGUUGGAAAUGGAUAUUUUGGCAUUCUGUACUGUAAUUUUUUGUUAUUUACCAGAUGAUAUAGUAUAUACCCCAUAAACAUGUUUGUAAAAGCUGAAGAAAAUGGCCACAAUGACAACUUUGUCAUAAAUGAGCUUCUGAAAAGAAAAUACAUUUGUGUCUAAUAUGUUACUGUAGCUGUACAGUAUAAUUAAGAUUUCCCUUUAUUGUCACUAAUACUAACACAAAAAACACAAGCACCUUUGUGUGUCAUGUAGAAAUUACCCAGCCACCACACAUUUCUCUGCAUUUAUGAGGAACAACAGUGUGAUUAUGGCUCAGCAUUAUCAUUUCUUUCUCUUCCUUUUUAAUAUCAACCAGGUGUAAACGCAGGGUGAAGUGACACAUAAUAUCUCCGGUCAUGAGACAGAUGAUGAGAACGUUGAAUGACUGAACGUUACAUUUAGCUCUAAUGGCCUAUCCUGCCUUUUUGUCCCCUCAAAAAUCCUUUAGUGGCAGAUGAAAAACAUUCUUAUAUGAGGCUGGAACAAAUGAUGCUUCUAGUUUGUAGCACUGGAGGCACAUGUUGUUCUGCCCCCUCCAUGCAGUCAAUGACCCAGCAAUUAUCCAGCCGCGAUUUGUCUACAGAUAAAAGCACUUAGUGCCAGAUUAUAAAAGAUUAGAAUUCUCUUACCUGAAUAAAUACUUCAUGUAGUCCAGUAUUCCAGAUGGAGAUACACUCCUGGGUUAAUGGGUUUUAAGUAGGAGGGGUAUUUAGAAAUAUAUUUUUGUUAUAGUUCUUGUUCGGCCACACAGUUUUAAAAGUGUUUACUUUUACACAAAAACAAUCGAGAAGAAAUAUUUUUCAAGAUGCUUGACAAAACCACAAUUUAAUUUCCAGUGAGAAUAUUUGAAAACUGCAGAAUUUGUGCCUUACAUAUGUAUUACUAAGGCCUAUUUCACUUUGAUUAUUAAGAGCAUGUAUUAGUAUGAAAAUUAAUUAAAACACUAACUUCACUACUAAUUUAAAAGGAAUAAUUCAACAUUUUGGGAAAUUUGCCUAAAAAAUUUGAGUUUAAUAAGAAAAUUGAUAUCACUUCAUCAGAUAAAUCUACAACCUGCAACUGAUUAACUUACCUCAUUUUAAUACCAGAUAACACACUUUGUGUUACUUGUUAUUACUGAUUUUAUCGUCAUUACAAAGCCAUAAUACUUCCACCAAAUGAUUUUCCAUUUGUUGGGUAUUUUGCAAAUGAAAUAUUCAAUUCACACACUUAAUUUGAUUAAAUAUCCUGUAAAAGUAAUAUUUUUAAAAGUACAGCAUGUACAUUUAAGAUGUAUACCCUGUUGUAAUUUAUUUCUUAUCAAAGGGAAAUUAAGACUUUAUUAAUGUAAGAAUCACAAGAAAAACUAAUGUGACAUUAGUUCUGUUUUAUCAUUUUUAUUUAAAUAUUUUUCACAUGCACAGUUGAGUACACAUCACAGGUAGGCUAUAGCUAAAUUUAAAAUCUAGCAAUUAUACAAAUUAAUAAACCAAUCUUACUUGAAUAAACACAUUUUUUCAUCAUCUCAUAGUUGGCUUUAAAGUUAAAUUAGUGUUGAGAGCCACUUAAUUUAAGAAUAUGAUACUGUAAUGGUGCUCUCUCAAAAUUAGUUUGUCUUACUUGCCUUACCUGUGAAAUGUUUAGAAAAUUUGUGUAUGACAAUGCCUUCUCUUUCAAAUAGCCACAUUUGUGCUACAGAAUGGUAGCUUAGCAUAAAGCUAAAGAAGCUCAAAACAUGCUGUAACAGCUAUUUUGGCUGUACAGAGAGAUAAAAAAAGGGCUUUGCUUGUUCUUCAACAGGGUAUAUGAAACUCAAAGAUGCACAUUUAAAAACUAUUUACAAUGUUUUAUUGUGAUAUCAGCCGCAGAUUUCACAAAAAUACAUACGCUAGCAACAUAGGCUAGCUAGCUAGCAAUAAUUGUUAGUUGGAUGCAGGUAAAAGUGCUAGCUUCAUUUGGUCUCCCAAAAUGUGAUUAGCAAAUUUCUUCUUGUGUACAGAUUAGAUCAUCUAGAUAUGAGUUAAAUUUGAAAGAACCCAUGACACUUAUUCAAAAUGUAGACAAGGGUGCUGGAUUAUUUUUAGAGGUAGCCUGAUUUCAAAUUAAGGAGGCACCAGUACUUGAAUGAGGGAUGAGUGACGAUGUGCUAAGAUAAGCUGACCAGUUGCUGGAUCUGUAGUAGUCCCCCCCCCUAUUAUUUUGGUUAGUCUACUGAUCUUAUUACUGACUUUACUGACUUUAUUUAGGUUUGUCCAAUUCUUUUGAAAACUGAUUUCCCAAAAUGUAUUUCUAACAGCAUAAGAAAAAAAAAAAAACCUGCACAUUUUGUGCCUCAACGGUCUAGAGUAACAGAGCAGUUUCAGUGUAAGUAAAGUUUGAGUGUUUACAGUUUCUGCAAAAAUACAAGUCAUCAGGAACUGCAAAUAGUGUGUAAUAGGAUCUGAGUGCUCCAGAUCUGCUGUCGAACUUGGUGUUGUUUAUUUCUUUUAUCAGGUCACAGAAACCAUAGAAAAACAAACAUAUCAACCCAAAAUAUAUGUUGUAUAUGCUCAAUCAUUAGCAAAACCCUAUGUAUCUAUCAAAUAAUAAUCUUUCUUUUAAAUAUUGUAAUGUUAUAUAUUAAAAUGUCAAAGUAUCAUUUAUGCUUUUCUUAGGGGCUAAGUAUCUAUCGAAUUGGUGAUACCAAAAUGAGAAAACACUUUUCCCACAACGAAUGUGUAAAUUUCAUAUAAUCAUAUUUGAUGUCCAUAAAUAAACUGUAAGAUGAAAUCCCCUCAAAUGCAUGUAGUUUGUAUUGUCAAAUACCUACUUUAAUUUUAAAAUAACUAAACAUUGUGUCAGUAAAUCUUUUUUAAAACAGAAGCUAAGCCAAUACCCCACAGGGUAUAUUUGCUUUUGUUUAUUAAUCCUUUAACUUUUAGACUUACUUAUCAUCUUCAAUUUCCCACAGUUCCCACAAAGCCUCCUACAUAUUUCUUGCCAGCAAAUAUGAACAAAUUUUGACCAGUGACUCUUUAGCAUUGUUAAAAUGGCUAGCAUAUUUAUUCAGCUGAAGUUAGCGCAUUAGCAUAAAUUUCAUUAGUUCAAAAGAAGCUAACAUCAUGAUAAAAUUUCAUUAGAUGGUAAAUCAAGAAGUUUGGAAAUAUCUAAAAUAAUCCCUGGAUGGAUGCUAACUGUAAACUAAGAAAUAAUUGUUAUUAGGAGUCAUGUUAAAAAUUUAAACCUGAAAAGUUAGCAUCUUCUAACCUCUAGGAAAUGCAAAAGGCUUUGAGAAUGAAGACUAUAUGUGUGGUAGAAUUUUGAAAGACAAAAUUAUUAAAGGACAUUUAGUAAGAAUCUGUUUUGGAUUAAGCACAGGUAAUUAUACACAAUAUUUGAGAAAAAUAAAACAGGAUAUGCAAUGCGAAAGCCAACAUAUAGAAGCCAGCUGCCCAGUCCUGCAGAAAUAUUACUGGGUACAUAUGUGGAAAAUGGCACCACAAUGGAAAGUCUAGCUGCAGCUUUGUGAGGUCACAAGAAUUCCUUGGUUUAUUUAAAGCCAUACGUAGGCUAAAAGGAUUUCCCACUGGGAGUCAGAAGGGGUUAGUAAAUUUGGGAUGCCUACUACUAAAAACAUUUGUUUUCUGUUUUGGGGCCAUCAUUCUGUUGCCUCAACUCAGUUACUUGUUUCUUUGGUUUUGGUUGCUUUGUUGGGUUAAGGUACAGAAACCCAACUGGUUUAGAAAAAAAACAUGGCUGACCUUACCUGUCACGUGUCAUGUUAAUGACCAAGACAGUGAUGGAGAAGCUUGUUGCUCUCUAUGUUGUGCCGUCAAAAGUUUGUUCUUAUUUCAGCCAUUUUUGUGAGACGUAGUUGCUCCCACCUUUCUCCCUAGAAUUGAUUUAUGGAGCCAAGACGGGGGUAUCUUGUGUAAAUCCUGAGUGUGAAACAAACAGUCCUAGUUGUCACUUUCACCCGAACAAAAUCUUUUAGUGUUACUGUGUAGUAACCCAUUUAGCCUUACACAAUAACAUUUGCCACAAACAAUCACAGUUUGAUACAAUCACCGCAGUUGUGUUUUGUGUUAUGGAGUUUUGAUUAAUAAGGCAACUGUUAUGGUUUUUUUUUUCCUUCUUUUACACGAUAAUCUUUUGGACAAAUUAAGUAUAUGUGACAUUGUACUGGUAAUUUCAUUAUGCUUCAUUCAGUGAAUUUCCAAAUGUGUGUAAAAACCAAGUUCUAUAAACUGUGUACCUACUUCUCUGAACACCAACAAAUUCAGAUUUUCCUCAUGGCCAGAUUCCCGUCAUCACCCUCUCCUUUACUUUUGCUGUUGUUUCCCUGCAACCAUCCCGUGGACUCACUAUCAAAGAGCAUCAGUGGAACAGAAUGUCAGAAUGUAGCUCAUGUACCAGAAUGUGGUGAAGUGGGUCGACAUGAGGUGGGAUUCAUUUUCUUUCUUUCUUUCUUUCUUUCUUUCAGAAUUUUUUUCUUUCUUUCAGAAUUUUUUUUUUCUUUCAGAAUUUCUUUCUAAAUUUCAAAGUUUCUUUCUAAAUUUCAUUUUCUUUUUUGCAAAGUGUUGAUUUUCAUGGGUAUAUAGCUCCAGCUAUAAGGAAUGUACUGUUGUGACUCAAACUAAAAACCUCCGUGUGGAUUUAUUGUCAUCAUAUUUGUCUCUAGAACCCUGAAGAAAAUUGGCAACUAAGGAAAUCACAGUCAUUUGAAAUUUUCCCUUAGGGGUGGAUGUGUAUGUAUAUUAUGAGUACUAACUGUAAGUUGAGUGACUGCUGGAGGAGUGUACAUUAGAUAAUUCUGUCUUGUAAAUGAGUGGUUUUAAUCCACGUUCCAUGAGGCCCUUUUGCUGGGACACUGGUAACUUUUUAAAUCCUGGCACCAGAUAUAGGUGGAAGUGAUUUUGUGAUUUUACUGAAAAUCUCACCAAGUUUAUGAAAGUGUUGAGCCAGUGUGGCUUUAAGUGGAGUCAAAGAAGUCUUGCCAUAGCUAAAGCUGUUGUUUCACCCUGCUUUCUCACCCUGACAUAAAUAACAAUUUCUGGGAAAAAAAGAAAAUAAAGAUGUUACUUGUCAACUUAAACCCAUAUAUUACCAACCUGCAACAGCUAGAGUAUGUUUAAAAAAUGUCCUCACUUUUCCACCUAAAGUGUAUCAGUAAUUGGUAGGUUUUCUCUCCAGCUGUGCAGAUGGGAGUUAAUUAGCAUACCAUAGUUGCAAAAUGAGGAGCACAUGGAGCUGCUGCCUCAUUUAGAGCCACUGUUUUAGAUAACCGAAUAGCUGUUUCCACCCUAAAGAGAUAGGAUCUUCUCAGAGGUAAAUACAAAUUUCAGGUGUUGUUGUUUGCAACCAGUCACUGUAGAAGUGAGUGGUGAGUGGAGUUGUACUGGCAUUCUGCCUCCUACCACGCCAACCAAUCUGAGGACAAAGCAGCAGACAUACAGCUGAAUAACAACCAGAUUGUACAUACGAUAUUCACAAAAAAUAUACAUUGGGGCUGGGCAGUAGGCAGGACAUUUAAGAAAAAAGAAAAUGGGGUGUACAGUUGCCCAUCUUUAUAUCCAGAUUGUGGGCAUCUCUUCAUCCAUGAUGUUUCCAUUGCAGUGUGGACCAUUCCAAGUGUUUGGAGCACACAUGAUGGCCCAGUCUAGGAAAUUUGCAUGUGUCCAAUAUGGUAAAAAAAUUACUUAACACUGAUGAAAGAUACAGGUAUUACUGAAAAAAUUAUGUGAAUGAACAAGUGGCAUAAUUUAGACUAUCCUAGACACCAAGUUAGUCAUCUCAGGUCAUCUUUUGACCCUGAUGUUGGGUAUUUGACCAUAAGCCAAUAAAAGACAAACAUAAGCAUCAUCACUGUUAUUACAAAUUAUCCUAAGCAGGGUUUUUUCUUUUUUUUCCUGCACUAUAUUUAAAGCCAUUACAUCCAUUAGUUUUUCAGAGAAUACACUAAAAACUACAAAUGUGACCACCAUGGUUGCUUUGGAGGGGAAACAGGGAUUUCUCAACAAAGUCAGAAAGUCUGUCUUUCUGAGACAUGAGAAACUAAAGCACAUCUGAAGACUAAUAUUACCAUACUUCAGUUAACUAUUUCAACCUGACUGGUAUUGCCAGCUCAAGAGUUUCUCAUAGAAUUAGAUGAGUUGUCAUGAUAACAAGAUUUAGGUUUCUGUCAGAGUUGUAGGUAGCUGGCAGCAGCUCUGCUGCUGACUCCUCGCCAGCUGUGGGGUGCAGUAGUAGCUUUCUACAGUAAAUGCCUUGAUUUUUGUCACAGUUUCACACAGUUGCCAUCUGCCUUCUCUGCACUCAGGAAGGAUAUCUGAACCACAAAAAAAAAAAAAAAAGAAAAAAUCAGUGAUAUGCGCUCAUUUAAACCUUUACCAAAGCCCUGGGAAGCAAUUCUACUGUGUUACUUCACAUAUCAAAAAUCCACAAAAAUGUUAAUGUAUAAGCAAUAAAAGCAUUUCCCAUGACCCCUCAUGGUAAAUCCUCCUCCCUCGCUCACACUCUGCUUGCACUAAAAAGUUCUGCUGAGUUGAAUGACUUCCUUGAAUGACCCCCUUAUGAUGACGGCAAGCAGAUAUUCAGCUUUGCUCUUCCAUUAUCACUCUCCAACUAUAGGGUCCUCCACGAAUCUGCACUGUGUCUGUGUACACAAAAAGCUUUUUCUUUUUCUCUGUAAGCAAUAAUGACAUUGUAUUAAAAGGCUCUGGGUUUGUCUUCUGCUGAAGGAUGCAACAGAUAGUAGUUCUGUCAGCCAUACUUGAAAGAGCAUUAGUGUAGAGUUCUUGAAGUCAGUUUCCAAUUCAUUUUUUAUCCUCCUGAGAACACAAAUAAGCCUAUAUAUUAGCUGUGGUCUUUUCUGUUUGAAUAGUCUUUUUGUGGAUAAAAACAUGAAUGUGAAGCUUUCUUCUUAAAAAAAGUUGUGAUAACAGAGGCAGGACAUUUGUGUUGUAUUGGCAUCCCUCAGCGGUAAGGUGUUAGAACUUUAAGGACCUACGGCCUGUUUAAAUGUAGACCAGUUGAUAAUGUGCGGGGAUGAGUUCACAGAGGGCUGAGGUGAGCCUCUCCUUCUUGUCCUCCAUGUGUGAAGACAAACCCUGUGAUUGGCUCUUCAACAUGCAGGUUAAGUAGAAAAAAGAAAAAAGAAAAAAAAAACUUAACAGUAAAACACAUUAAGUACCUGUAUUAUCUGUGUUUCUGUAGUAUAUAAAUAUGUGUAUUGUAACUGGUGACUUAUUAUGUAUAUAUAAAGAGUAGACCAAG
Molecule: messenger RNA, 10108 nt
Organism: Melanotaenia boesemani (Boeseman's rainbowfish)
Lineage: Eukaryota; Metazoa; Chordata; Actinopteri; Atheriniformes; Melanotaeniidae
Gene: ppm1e
Product: protein phosphatase, Mg2+/Mn2+ dependent, 1E
Exons: 8
Coding region: 172-2031 (619 amino acids)
Biological process (GO): negative regulation of protein kinase activity; protein dephosphorylation
Molecular function (GO): cation binding; protein serine/threonine phosphatase activity
Source: RefSeq, a predicted model, not a curated record